AUGGUGAAGUCUAAACAAACCUGCAAGAAGUCCACCGGUGGCACUGCGCCCAAAAUUGCCUUGUUGUUGCCGGCAUCUACUGGAGCGGUCACUGUGCCGGGUGAGCUGAAUGUGAGAGAGCCGUCUGAACACAACGAGUUUUGUCUCAUCUGCAGAGACGGUUCUGUAGGGGAAGAUUGCCUCUUCCUCUGCAGCACCUGUCUGCGGGUGAUGUGUUCAAACUGCAUGAACAUCCCGCCUGCCAGUGCAUGCACGGUGCAGGCCGAUGACGUCACGUUCGUCUGCAUAUCUUGCCACGUUGGCAUGGAACGACACGGGCACGCAUCUCAGUUGCCCUAUUUUGGUUUUUACAGGAAGGGGCAACCACUCCUUCCUUCAUUCCUCCAAAUUCGCGCUACGUUGGAGGUUUCACUCCAUUCCCAACUGUCUUCGGCACCCACGCUCAUGCUCCAUCUCAUCCUCGUUGACCACGACGUCACCGGCGGCUGUUUUGAACUGGCCUCCAAAUUCCUUCGGCCGUACUUCCCCAGCAGAGGGUUUGAAUUUUGGUCCAUCGCGUUCGACAUCAGCAAUGCCUCAAAGAUCGACAAGUACCGGUUGCAGGCGACUGCCAUCGUCCAGUUGCUGAUGAGCUCCAACUGGGCUCGUGUCAUUGUCGCCAUCACUAACCACACCGACAACGAGAAUGGGGAUCCAUUUAUUGGGUACAAGGGCAACAAGAAGUUAUACAUUUCGGCACGUGUUCACUCUGUUCUCGAUGUUCUGCUUUCACCUUGGCAUCCCCUGAUUCAUGGUGCCGCGGAAUCAUACUUAUGGCUGUUUUCAUGUGGCACGCUCAUCAACAACGUCACUUCCUUUUCAGGCUUGCAACAGGCGGUCAUAGAUCAUCGCAUCACAGCCACUAUUGGCUUUAAUGCUUCCUACAAACUUGGGCGCCACACUGACGUGUUCUUGCUGAUGCCUGACAACUCAGGUUCAUUGGCCGUUACCAAGUUUGCCUGGACGCAUUCUGAACUUCGCCCUUGGAUAAACAUUGCAGGUUCCUCAUCUGUUGGAAAGCCUGUGGUGAGGAAGAUUCGGAGGGCCUUACUAGCUGCUCAAGACGAGCAAGAGGAACCCAUUGCCUUGCCUACUUCCUUGAAAAAGGCAAUAAAAGAAUACUAUGCCAAAAGUCUCAAAGACAAGGAAGAGGCAGACAAACGUGAGGCAGCGAGUCGCCAAAGAGAACCAUCUUUCUAUAAGAAACCCCUGUCUGAGUGGGACGUAGCACAGAAAUUAUUUAAGCAGGAGAUCGACUCAUAUGACAAGGCCCAACAACAGAGUAAAGGCUUGGAGUAUUCAAUCAAGUACCGCACUGGGAAUGCCAGGGAGUGGUUCAACAACAUGACACCUUCACAACAGCAGGAGGUCAAGUUUGCCAUGAAGAAAUGGAAUGAGGAGGGGGCACCAGAAGAAACUCAGGCAAUUUAUUCCAGUCUAACACUUUGGCUUGAGAUAUCGUAA
Molecule: messenger RNA, 1503 nt
Organism: Suillus plorans
Lineage: Eukaryota; Fungi; Basidiomycota; Agaricomycetes; Boletales; Suillaceae
Exons: 10
Coding region: 1-1503 (500 amino acids)
Source: RefSeq, a predicted model, not a curated record